GCAGUCACUAGCGUUACAUCUCUUCCUGUUUGCUUGUGUUGUCGAAUGAUCAGUAGCCAGCAAGUCACUUAUUUGAAUCGGCUCCGAAACCGAGCUAGCUCUCCCCUGGUCGCAGUCAUCAGCGGGGAUAGUAGCCCGUCGGGACGUAGGAGAAGGUAGCGAGCUUGCAGUAGCUGGACGAUGUACAUAGAGAGGACAUUAAUGUUGUUUUGGGGAGUCCUGGAGCUGUAUGGCAACAUCGCAGCAGCAAGAGGGGGCUCCUCUCAUUUUACCGAUGAAAUCCCCUUCAAGAUCAAUUGGCCCGGAGCCGAGUUUACACUGCCAACAGGAGCCCUGUACAAAGAGGACGACUUUGUCAUAAUGACAACCACAGACAAGGAGAAGUACAAGUGUUUGCUUCCUUCACUGUCAAACGGAGAUGAGGAUGAAGAGAGGGAAUACGCAGGGCCGAGUCCAGCAUCUCUACUGGAGCCUCUGUUCAAACAGAGCAGCUGCUCAUAUCGGAUUGAGUCGUACUGGACAUACGAGGUGUGCCACGGCAAGCACGUAAGACAGUACCACGAGGAGAAGGAGACAGGACAGAAAAUCAAUGUCCAGGAGUACUACCUUGGAAAUAUGAUGAAGAAGAGUGAGAACUCCGUGGGAGGAGCUAACUCUGAAAACUCUGAAAAAACGGAAGGAGCUGACACUGAUAAAAUGGAGAGUGAGAAGGAGGUGCUCACGAAAAACGUGGAGGGGCAGCUGACGCCGUACUACCCUGUGGAAAUGGGGAACGGGACCCCGUGUGUGCUGAAACAGAACCAGCCUCGGUCCAGCUCGGUCCUGUAUGUCUGUCACCCCGAAGCCAAGCACGAGAUCCUGUCCAUCGCCGAGGUCACCACCUGCGAGUACGAGGUGGUGGUGCUGACCCCUCUGCUCUGCGGACACCCCAAAUACAGGUUCAAGUCAUCCCCAGUGAAUGCCAUUUUCUGCCAGGCCAUGGCUGGCUCUCCCCUGCGGCCACAGCGCCUUUCCCAACUGGAUAAGGAGCAGGAGGAGCUCCUCAAACCUCCCUUCAGCGCUGCUCCAGACAAGGAGGAGGAGACAUCCCCAGCAAAAGAGGAGCUCUUCUCCUCCACCCACAAGCCUCUUGCAGUGGGUGGUCAGGCUCAGAUCGCCGUGGGAACUACCCACAUCUCCCGCCUGACCGAUGAGCAGCUGAUCAAGGAGUUCCUCAGUGGCUCAUACUGUCUGCACGGGGGAGUCGGAUGGUGGAAGUAUGAGUUCUGUUACGGAAAACAUGUCUAUCAGUAUCAUGAGGAUAAGGAGCACGGGAAGAGCAUUGUAGUGGUCGGCAACUGGAACGAAGAGGAACAUCUGGAGUGGGCUCAGAAGAAUGUGGCUCGCUCCUAUCAGCUGAGAGAAGAUGGAGCACAGAAGGUCAAGGUGGUUUCCCACUUCUAUGGCCAUGGGGACAUAUGUGACCUGACGGGGAAGCCUCGACAAGUCAUUGUGAAGCUGAAGUGCAAGGAAUCAGAGUCUCCUCACGCAGUGACCGUGUACAUGCUGGAGCCUCAGACCUGCCAGUACAUUCUGGGGGUGGAGUCACCGGUUAUCUGCAAGAUCCUGGACACCGCAGACGAGAACGGGUUCCUCUCCAUCCCCAGCUAACCGGAGACGAGGGAGAGGAGGAGCAGGAAGAGGAAGGAGAAGAGAAGAGCGGGUUGGUGGGGAAAGGGAACGCGGCCUUUCUCUAGCGCAACCUCACAGAGGGAAAGAAGAGGAGAGAACGAACCUGUACUUCCUUCUCAGGUCUGAACCUCGACCCGAGAUCUCUCUCCAGCCCUGCCCCUCCUCCGUCUGCAAACGCUGUAAAUAUUAAACUCAGAGUUCACUGGCAAAAAAAAAACUGCUUUUAAUGUUGACAGUAGACAAAUAGGAAAAAGCGUCUGAUUGGACGACCUGUUGAUUUGCCUAACCCUGGAGGAGGCAUCGCUCUGCAAAGUCCCGCAAAGGCGUUUCCGGCAUCUGCGGCUCUGUAACUCUGAACUGAAGUCGUGACUGAAGAGACUCGUCUAGACAGACAGAUCCGUGUUCAUCGCUUAUUGGGUCAUUUUUGUACUUUUUAUUUAAAUUUCCAUUGGUUGAUUUUCUGUGAUCUGGGUACACACUUAGCUGGUCCUGGGCAUUUGGACUUUCGCCAUUUGGACAGUUUGAGGAAGCGGAUGUAAAGUUAUCGCAAUAAAUAAACUAUAAUUAAAAUGACUGAAGCUUUGAUCAUGUGACACGUCACCCGAUCUGCACAGCAAAUUAAAAUCUUUGGAUAUUAAAGAGAGAUGCCGACAGAUCAUAGUGUUUGGAAUACCCAUGAUCCCAAAAGGCACCAUGGGUAUUAAAAUAUCGUUUUCCAAAAUUUCAAAAACUUUCAGAACCCAGGAACCACUUAAACCUGAAGAGAUCACUCAAUGUCUGGCAACAUAUUACCUUACUUACUACGUUUUAAUAAGCGGCAGGCCAUAUGCUGAAAUGUCGAAAUAUGCCAUAUAGACUGCAUGUCAAAUUGACUGCGUGUGUGGUACCUGUGAGAUUUAACCAUACACUGUGGUUUAAACUGGGAAUUUUGUGACAAGCAGACCACAUUAUCUGCAAUGAUUGCAAUGCAAUGAUUGCUGGCCUGCAUUCAGUAGUCAAGCUUGAAUUUCAUUUAUGAAUCCUCACCACAGUAUGAUCUUCCACCUGACAAUCCUCAAGUCUUAACAGUGGUCAGAUAAGCUCACUGUAGUUAACCAGUCUAUUGUCUAUUAUAUUUUGCUCACCUUGGUAGUGAAUCACUAUGCUUUGGUCUACUCUGUCUAAUGGAGUCCCACUCUGGCUCACUAGGGGGCGGUGCUUGCCAUUAAAUAGGCUACACUGAAUGUUUUCCAACAUGUCUGUGGAUUAACUGGCUGCACAACUGUUUAUCACCAGUAAAACAAUAUAGAGAUGCAGUAAAUGUGAACCAGGUGUGCUUGAUGAAGCAAAAGGUAUUAAAUCUCCCACAGCUCUAUCAAAUAAAAUGGAGAUUAGUACUUCCCAGGACAGUACAUAAUUUGUGUAAAAUGUUUGACCGAAAUUGGAAAUAAGAUAAUACAGUCUACUAGCUAUGUAGUAAUCUAUUUAUUGCUAUUAAUCUCAAUAGCUGUAUUGGUUUUCAUCAUGUGAACAUCAGCUUAUUAAAAAAAAUACCAGCCUGCAUAAUAUCAGAGUCGAGCCAAACUAUUAUAUGGUUUGUCAGUUUACAUUUGAAAUGUUUGCCAUAUUUUCCCGAAACUUGUGUAAAUAAAAUUAUAAUUACAAUUUAA
Messenger RNA from Anguilla anguilla (European eel), 3320 nucleotides. It is a transcript of the gene erlec1, whose product is annotated as endoplasmic reticulum lectin 1. Gene Ontology annotation, cellular component: endoplasmic reticulum lumen. The record is from RefSeq and is a predicted model, not a curated record. The transcript has 14 exons. NCBI's taxonomy places the organism in Eukaryota, Metazoa, Chordata, Actinopteri, Anguilliformes, Anguillidae. Gene Ontology annotation, biological process: retrograde protein transport, ER to cytosol; endoplasmic reticulum unfolded protein response. Bases 181 to 1650 code for a protein of 489 amino acids.